Messenger RNA from Aspergillus japonicus CBS 114.51, 1581 nucleotides. Its product is annotated as ankyrin repeat domain-containing protein. Gene Ontology annotation, molecular function: protein binding. Gene Ontology annotation, cellular component: cytoplasm; nucleus. The transcript has a single exon. The coding region runs from base 1 to 1581 and encodes 526 amino acids. NCBI's taxonomy places the organism in Eukaryota, Fungi, Ascomycota, Eurotiomycetes, Eurotiales, Aspergillaceae. The record is from RefSeq and is a predicted model, not a curated record.
AUGCCGUCCCAGCUUUCCAGGUUUCCCGAGAUAUGCCCCCGGUGCAAAAACCGGUACAACGUCCGGGUUCUGGCUGAGUUGUUCCGCCUCCAACGAGCACGACUACCAGCGUCUGCAUUCCCCAGCGCAGAGGCACAGGCCAACCCGGAGGAGACCUGCGAGCUGGCGCGCGGUUUCCUGGAUAUCUUCAACGGCGCGGGUUACACGGACGAGGAAGUCUACCGCAUCCUCGACCCCGAAUCUGAGAGCGAGGACGAUGGGCUAAACGCGCUCAGGCAAGAGAUGCAAGAUCUGGCUGUCGCCCUCCCGGCUCCCUAUGUCACCCAGCCGCCGAGAGACUCUCCCCGGCAAUCGGUCGUGAAGCGCAUGGCCUACAGUGUCGUCGAGGACGCCCUACCGCCAACCAACCUGCCCGCCUGCAAAUGCAAAGCCUACAUGCUGGCGCCGACCGGGCUGGGCUGCCUCGAUCUAGCUCUGCUGACCGACUCCGUAGCGGCCAUCGGCUGCCUCUUCACUUUAGGUCUUCGUCCGACCACGGUGCUGCCUACCGGCUUCAACAUCCUGGGUACUGCCAUCCUGGCCGAGGCCAGGCAAAUCGUAGCCCACAUCUACGAGGCUUUCACUGUGCCCCCAUUUUACUGGAUCGGCAACGCACACACCACCUUCAUCCCCGACGAACCUUCCCUCCACCCACUUACUCUGGCCCUCCGGAUGCACAACAUCCCCCUAUUCCAAUUCAUCCUCAGCCACGAGGCGCCCGACGAGCCGAUUCCCGCGGAAAUCCUGCUGUGGGCCGUCCAAUACGGCGACGUGGAGAUCGUGCGCUCCCUGCACGAGCAAGCAGGGGUGGAUUUCUUCGCGGAAGAAGACCAACCAAGCCGCCUCGUGGAAUGUCCCGACCACAAAGUGCCCGCGGCAGUUGUCGUGUACGGAGGCCUGAUGCCCAUCGCGGAAAUCCUGCUUCAUUACGCCACGCGCAACACCGCCGCCGGCGCGCGGAUGCUUCAGUGCCUACUCAGCAUGCUCCCGCCGGGAGACAUGCGCCCGCGCCGCCGCUUCCUCAACGCGCGGUCCUGGUACGGCACCACCCCGCUGAUGGACGCCGCGCGCGCCGGCAACUACGCCGCCGUCCGCUACUUGGCCGACUCGCAAAUUGCAAAGCUCGAUUUCGUCAACCCGCUCGGCAUGUCGGCACUGUACUUCGCGGUGCAGCGGUUGGACAUCCAAGCCGUCGAGGCCUUGUUCGAGGCCGGCUGCGCGAACGGGAACGAGCGCGAGGAUAAAGACGGAAGGCCGGUCAAGCCGCCCUUCUAUGCCAUUAUCGAUGCGCAUCGCCGGCCCUGCGUCGAGCGGUAUGAUCCCGCAGAGUUGAAGGCGCAUAUUGACAGGGUGUUGGAUGUGGCCAGGUUGUUGUUGAACAACGGGGCAGAUCCCAGACUCAAGUGGGAGGAGGACAGGGAGGACGAGGAGGAGGUCAAGACGGUGCUGGAGGAGGUGAAGACCGAACCUGUGCUGGAGAGGUUGGUUCAACUCUUGCAAGAAGAGCUGGAGGAGAAGGAUUUCCCGCUGAGUGAGGUUUGA